AGGGUCACUUCCGCCUUCCUGCGGAAGUUUCUCCACGUGUGACAAGAUGGCCUCCUCCUGACAGCACAGUGUUCUCCUGCUUCGGGACAACGUGGCUGUGAAUUUUGAUAUUUAGAUAGUCAGAUCAGGAAUUACUACAGUGGGAUUUUCCCACAAAACUCGUUAUUCACCAAACUCCCAGCAUGGCAAGUGAGAAAGAGGUAUCAGCAGUGGGGCGAAUCCUUGCCGACCCACAAGUACCACUAACUGCCCGGUUUCGUGCGCUUUUCACAUUGCGUAACCUCGGAGGUGCCGAGGCUAUCGACUGGAUCAGUAAGACCUUUGUGGAUGAGUCAGCACUCUUGAAGCAUGAGCUAGCCUACUGCCUGGGGCAAAUGCAGGAUGAGAAGGCCAUUCCCAUACUGGAAGUUGUGCUGAAGGACACUACACAGGAACCCAUGGUUCGACACGAAGCUGGGGAAGCAUUAGGGGCAAUAGGGAAUCCCGAAGUACUUGACCUACUGAAGGAAUAUUCCAAAGACCCAGUUAUUGAGGUGGCUGAGACAUGCCAGCUUGCCGUUCGCCGGCUGGAAUGGCUGAUGAACGGUGGGGACCAGAUAGAGGACGGUGUGGACGGCAACCCCUACACUUCCGUGGACCCUGCACCCCCAGCCCCGCGAAAAAGCGUCUCAGAGCUCAGGGCUCAACUCCUGGACGAGGCCCUGCCUCUGUUUGAACGCUACAGGGCCAUGUUUGCACUGCGCAAUAUGGGGACUGAAGAAGCUGUGCUGGCCCUGGGUGAUGGUCUCCAGUGUGGCAGCGCCCUUUUCCGCCAUGAGAUCGGCUAUGUGCUGGGGCAGAUGCAGCAUGAGGCCAGCAUUCCGCAGCUGCAGGCGGUGUUGGAACGUGAUGGCGAGAGUGCCAUGGUGCGCCAUGAGUGCGCAGAGGCCCUAGGCGCCAUCGGGAAGGAGUCGUGCUUGCAGACGCUGCGACGCUAUCGAGAGGACAGUGAGCGUGUGGUAAAAGAGAGCUGUGAAGUGGCACUUGAUAUGUAUGAGUAUGAGAACAGUACACAAUUCCAGUAUGCUGACGGCCUUCUGCGGUUGCAAAGAGUACAGUGAGCAUGGUAUGAGGUGGGGGGGUCAUUCAUAGGUUCACAUACAGUAACAUCCACAAGAUAGUCAUCUGAUGUCUUACCUCAGUGAAACUGAUCACAAAGUAAAUACAACACCACGUGAUUUUAUUGAAACUUAAGAGCCUUUGAACUAUGUUACGAAUAUGAUGGCUGCUAUUCAGAUUGCUCAAAUCCAAAAAAUCAGAUAACUGUUUUUUGAAAUGAAAAAUAAUAUCAGUAUAUUAAAUAUGUUAUGAGUAGGGAUAUGUAAAGGUCUUUCUGAUACAUAGAUGACGGAUCUUGAAAAGGCUUCUUACAUUUCAGGCUGUUCUGUUAUUUUUGUUCCUUUUCUGUUAAAUUUUUCUUGUAAAAUGUCUGAAGUGAGUAUUUAUUGCAAUAAAAUGAAAUUAUUGCA
Molecule: messenger RNA, 1508 nt
Organism: Scleropages formosus (Asian bonytongue)
Lineage: Eukaryota; Metazoa; Chordata; Actinopteri; Osteoglossiformes; Osteoglossidae
Gene: dohh
Product: deoxyhypusine hydroxylase/monooxygenase
Exons: 5
Coding region: 183-1100 (305 amino acids)
Biological process (GO): peptidyl-hypusine biosynthetic process
Molecular function (GO): deoxyhypusine monooxygenase activity
Source: RefSeq, a predicted model, not a curated record